AUGGCAUUCCUUUCCACCAAACUCAGACCAACCACAAGCAUACCCUCCUUCCACAACCUCAAGCGCUUCUCCACCUACCGCGAUCCCAACCCGAACCCCCUCCGCAUAUCCUUCCUCCACGUCCCAGAAGGCAAAGGCGGCCUUCUCCCCACCCAGAAUCUACCCAACACCCAAGCAGACACCGCCUACGACAGUCCUCAAAUCCAGCACGUCGGCACAUCCGGCGUCCGGACCUGCGUAGGCGUAUACUUCGCCAUCGAUUCCUCUCGCUGCUUCGUAGCCCACAUCAAUGGCCUCAUCAAUCGUGGCUUAGACGAGAAGAAUGAGCGGUUGCUCUCAUACCACAAGGAAUUACAGGAGCAGGAGGCGGCGUUCUUCCGUUCCGAGACGAGGAAGAGGUUGAGGGCAAAUGCCGAAAAGCACGGCUGGGAUCCGGUGGUUCAAAAAUCGACGAUCUUGAAGAGUCUUUUGAUCACUUGUCCCGAGCCUCGCAAUCGCGCUUUGAGCAGGAUGACGGAAGCUGGAGAGGUUGACAUCUGUGACGAGAACACAGGCCUGUGGAUUAUAGAGGGUAUCAAAGACUUCUUCGAUGCGCCGGAUGAUACGAUUGUGCACGAGAAGGAGGGGUUCGUGGUUCAGCAUCCGGAUGGCAAGCCGACCAUGCUGUCGUAUGAGCCGGAGAAGUGGCCCGAGGCUCGCGUCGGUGGCGAAGAUGGAAUGCUAGCGCAGAUGACGUCGGUACGGGAUGGAGAGCCACCGGAGAUGGAGUGUUUCAGGCGAGUCGAGCAGAUGCGCCUGGAUGGUUGGAUCAUUGUGAAGGAUGAUGGGUGGCGAAAGAGGUAUUAA
Recurvomyces mirabilis is the source of this 846-nucleotide messenger RNA. RefSeq lists its product as uncharacterized. The coding region runs from base 1 to 846 and encodes 281 amino acids. Lineage: Eukaryota; Fungi; Ascomycota; Dothideomycetes; Mycosphaerellales; Teratosphaeriaceae. The transcript has a single exon. The record is from RefSeq and is a predicted model, not a curated record.